UCUCAGCUCGCUUUAGAAAAUUCCUUGUCCCUAUUUUUUGCGCCACUUGCAGUUCCGAUUCAAACGCCGCGAAAUCUGUACCUGUUUUUCUUCUAAACCUCACUCAAAAACACGUUGCACGGUACCUUAACUACAGCAUCGAAAUUAUGGCAAAAGUACAGAUUGAGAACGUCGAAGUACUGGAUAAUCCGACGUCCUACUUGAAUCCGUUCCAGUUUGAGAUAACAUUUCAGUGCACAGAAGAUUUGUCAGAAGAUUUGGAAUGGAAAAUCAUUUAUGUGGGAUCGGCAGAAUCGGAAGAGCAUGAUCAGACGUUAGAUUCUGUCCUUGUGGGUCCAGUCCCAGCUGGCCACCACCGGUUUGUUUUUCAGGCAAACUGUCCGGACACAACGCUCAUCCCUGAAUCGGACGCUUUGGGCGUGACCGUGGUACUUAUCACUUGUUCGUUCCGAAACCAAGAGUUUGUGCGUGUGGGUUACUACGUCAACAAUGAAUACUCGGAUCCGGAGAUGAGGGAAAAUCCGCCAUCCAAACCUCAAUUUGAUAAGGUCGUCCGUAACAUCCUCCACACGGAUCCCCGCAUCACCCGGUUCAAGAUUGACUGGGAGGAUACCAUGAACAACGAGAACAUCCCGCCCCAACAGAACAUCAUGUCCCCACCCUCAUCGACAAAUGGCAUGCCAUGCCCUUGCCCCUGCCCCCUAGACAAACUCACCUCAAACGACCUCGCCACUCCACUCAACACAGACAGUAACAGCAGUUUGCCUGAAUAUGUAUCGGCCAUGGAACAUUAGAUAUUUAUUUUUUUUAUGUACAUUUUUCUGUAUGUGCUGUAAAUACAACAUUUUUUUUUCAUAAAGAGAACAGAAAAGAGUAAUUACGUCAGAAUUUGUUUGCAUGUUCAGUUGAGUUUGACAUUUCAAAGGGAAAAAUUUUAGCUCCAUAGUUUCAAAGUUUAUGUUAAUUGGUAUCUUCAAUGUUGUUAGAAAUGUCUACAUGUAUUUAAAAUGAUGGUCACAACUUUCUAAUUCGUGUUAGUGGAACAAUUUACUUUUCCAUGAAAAUGUCCAUGAAAAUGUCCAAACUCGUAAUAAAAACAAACAGUAAUAAAUCAUGUCUCCACAGAUUGUCCUUGUCAGACUGUGUUUUGACAAAUAAUUAAGGGUAGUUUUUACCUUUUCAUGAGCUUUCAAAAGUGCAUAUGGUUGCAUGUAGGUGCGCAUUACUAACAAAGGUUUGUUAGGCUUAUUGUGAAAGGUCCUUUUUUGCCUGCAGAUCUUGAUCUUCACAUGUAUGUGUCUUUUUGCAUCCCAAAUUUUGCUGUUCAUACCAAUGAAAAAUCACUUGCAUCAAAUAGAUUUUAAAAAAACGGUGAAUAUGCUGUCAAAAUGUGGCCAUUCUCGAGUACAUGUAUUUAAAUACUAAUAAAGGCCUCUGAACUGAUGACAUCACACAAUGUUCACAUGUACAUGUACGUUUUUCUACACAGCUAGUGGGGGCCCGUGGUCCGCUUAGCACCCUAAGAAAGCAUACACAAAGUGUGAAGUCAUGGUCCAGUGAGCACCAUAAGAAAGCACACAUGUAAACAGAGUUUGCUGUUAUUAGUACAGAUGUGUCUUUUAUUGAUGAUAAGUGCACUGUUGAGUUUUUACAGCCUCUUUUGUAUUUUUAGUUUUAAACUUUCCUGGUAUACAUGACAACCAGUUUUAUUACUGUGUGCUAAACAAAGCCCCUUUGUAAAGAUACAUGUGACAAUCAAAUAUGAAACAGGUUUCUUUUCUAGACCCUGUUGAGUGUGCGUAGAUAGAAGAGGGCGCUGUGGUGUACAAAGAAGAGCAGCUAGCCAUGCUUGUUCUUCACCUCUCAGCAUAUGAGCAUAAAUGAUUGCGUACUAGGAGAGACAGCUUUAAUGUGAGAACAAGAGCAAAUAUUUGUAAAGUAAGAUAUGGUUCCAAACCCUCACACUUCCAAGACAGGAAGCUCACAAAUGCUGGUUCACAUACCGAAGUAAGGAUUGCCAUGACUUUGUGUAAUUUUAAUGUAUACAUAGGCAAAAAUAAAACUGAACAGUGAACUCGAUAUGCA
Messenger RNA from Acanthaster planci (crown-of-thorns starfish), 2085 nucleotides. Its product is annotated as histone chaperone asf1b-B-like. Gene Ontology annotation, molecular function: histone binding. Gene Ontology annotation, cellular component: chromatin; nucleus. Gene Ontology annotation, biological process: DNA replication-dependent chromatin assembly. NCBI's taxonomy places the organism in Eukaryota, Metazoa, Echinodermata, Asteroidea, Valvatida, Acanthasteridae. The record is from RefSeq and is a predicted model, not a curated record.